Paramisgurnus dabryanus is the source of this 1234-nucleotide messenger RNA. The record is from RefSeq and is a predicted model, not a curated record. NCBI's taxonomy places the organism in Eukaryota, Metazoa, Chordata, Actinopteri, Cypriniformes, Cobitidae.
UCCCCAAUGCAACCACUUCCUAUUGCAUUGGGCCCCUCAGAUGACCACCUACCAAAUCUCCGCCCUCUUCUAAAAACUUAACAUACAGAUAUCAACACACGCUUUUACAAAAGUAAAUGUGUAUGGACCACCUGUGUACAUAAUGGAGCCAAUACUCGCCUGGUGGAUACUUUCUUGUCUGAUAAGCCAAGUGUAUUUACACCUUACAAUGCAAGAUAUUGCACUCUUGGCUACAGAUAAGGACCCAAAAUGUUUUACCAGGGAUUUAGAAACCUUUACUUGCUUUUGGGAAGCGCCUGUGGGAAAAUCAUUUUACUUUCUGUAUAUCAGUGAUGGCCCAGAAGAAAUGUGUGAUGUGAAACAACAGCUUUUUAAAGAGGAGCGAAAGAAGGUCCUAAAUAUUUGCGUCUUCCCACCUAGUGAUGUGUAUUUGUUUGAUGACACACAGAUAAGAGUGAUCGAUAGAGACACCAAUGCAACUGUCUAUACUCGCAAUGUCACAGUGAAUGACCAGGUUCUAUGGUAUCCUCCCACAAAUAUAUCUCUUCAUCCAACUGGUGAGGUCGGGCAGAUGUUAGUUAAAUGGAAAUCGCCUGAACAAUUGAGGGGAGACACGCAGUAUGAAAUUCGUUACCAUCCUAAAAUCAAACAGAAUAGCACAGAACUGGUGUCAGGAUCCUCCCAUAAGCUCACUUCCUUGGUUGCAGGAGAAAACUGCACAUUGCAAAUGAGAGUCAAGCCUACUGGCCUUGAUGGUCUAAGUGGGUUUUGGAGUGAUUGGUCAAGUAAUGUAACUGCUAUGGUUCCACAGUCAACAGAUGACAUAAAAUUGCGUUGCCACACUCCUGAUCUGCAUCAAUUAUUAUGCAAAUGGAGUAACAACAUAUAUGACGGCAGAUACAACCUCCAUUACAGACAAACAAACAGAAGUUCAUGGGGCAGUUGGAAGUUGUGUUCAGUAGAGCACAACAAUAUUAACCAGUGCAUCCUGUAUGGUGAGGAGUCCACUGUUUAUCAGAUUUAUCUCAGCGCUGAUUUGGAACCAUAUGGUCGAAUCUUUUACAUGAAGACGUUCAGUAUGAACAGCAGCGUCCAAACAGAUCCUCCAAGACGAAUGUUGGUACAAACUGAACGAGGAAGGCUUUGUUUGAGUUGGGAACCACCACUCAUAAUGAUCUCUCAAUAUCUGAUGUAUCAGAUCCAGUAUCAGCUCCAGGGAGACAAUGAGUGGAAG